This is a messenger RNA of Acipenser ruthenus (sterlet), 2337 nucleotides long. RefSeq lists its product as uncharacterized. Gene Ontology annotation, biological process: cell surface receptor signaling pathway; immune response; cellular response to lipopolysaccharide. Gene Ontology annotation, cellular component: external side of plasma membrane. NCBI's taxonomy places the organism in Eukaryota, Metazoa, Chordata, Actinopteri, Acipenseriformes, Acipenseridae. The record is from RefSeq and is a predicted model, not a curated record. The transcript has 8 exons. Bases 128 to 1549 code for a protein of 473 amino acids.
AGUAAACAUGCGUGUAGACUGCGGGCUGGACAGAAGCGUGUACUGUUUGGAACUAGGCUGCUGGAAGUGUAUUCGUACUUAACAAGAAUAUUUUUUUGUCGGUGGAACAAACCCCUUUUCCUGCAGAAUGAAGCUUUUUGUCACUGGGCUGAUCUUAUUGGUUGUUAAACGUACUGGAGUGAGUUUUGUGAAAAAAAUCACAGCGGUCCGCGGCAAUGACGUCUGGAUCGAAUGCACAUUUGACGCUGCCAGGAUGAGCCAAGACAAGCCUGUAUGGUGGCUCCACUGUGAGAAUGCAAAGUGCGCGGAGAUCCAGCACUUCAUUGGUGGCGUGGAUCAGCUGCUGGACAGGGCAGCCUCCAGGAGGGGGCGCGUUUACCCAGACAAAUUCAGAGAGGGAAAUGCCUCUCUCUUCAUUGAGAACGUGCAGGUGUCUGAUAAGGGGCUUUAUGAGUGUACUGCUGUAUUGACAGGCGGUCUUUACACUAAAUUCGUUGAACUAACUGUUCUAGCCUCUUACGAACCCCCCCAGUUGACAGAAGCCCUGGACACUCGCUCCUUCACCUGCUCUUCUAGAAAUGGUUUCCCUCCUGCGCUGGUGACCUGGACCGGUGGCAGUGGGAUGAAUUACACUCCGGAUUCAGUCACGCAGCACACACUGAAUCCAGAGGGGCUGUAUGAUGUUGUGAGUAAAUUAACAAGGAAUGUUACUGAAGAGGCAACAGUCUGCUGUACAGUGUGGAACCAGCCUCUCCAAGAACACAAAACCAACUGCACGCGAGUCACUCCAGGACAAGAGACCGAUGAUCAGCACAUUAUAAUGACAUCAACCCUAAUCCCUGUCGCCCUUUUCAUCCUGGCUUGUUGUGUUGGGUUCAUGAUAUACCGGUAUCUCUCUAAAGGACGCCAGAAUCUGACCAGAAUGCGGAAGAGGAUUUCUAGGUUCUCAGAUGACAUGGUCAUUGUUCUGAUUGGGAGACCAAAGCACGGCAUGUCGUCGCUCAUCAACUCCUGUGUGUUUGCCUACAAGGCUGAAGAACCCUUUGCUAACUGGGCUGGUGCGGAGAAGGGUCCCCCACAUUAUGCCCAGCCUGAGGAGGUGCCCCUGACAGAGCGCAUCACCAUCACCAGAGCACUGCUGCAGCCAGAGGACAGGUUCUGGACCAGUGAAAGGGACUCCUACCUGGACAAGUGGAGAAAGCAAGUCCAGUGUUCUAGAUGUCCUUUUGUGUUUGUACAAAGUUGCAUCAACAAGCUGACAGCAACAACCAAAGAUGAAAUUCAAAAACUGUUUGAAGAUGUUAGAAGUGUUUCAGGCUCGUACCCUUUCACUGCGCUGACCAUGAAGAACUUUGAAAAUGCAGAUGAGCUGAAACGUUUCUUCAAGGAUCUGGGGAGUAAACGGGUGUUCACAUUUCACAACUACACGAUACAGGAGCACAAGAGAAGUGCAAAGAGGGAUGAGGAGUUUUUGGAUUUUGUGAUCGCCUGUAUUGAUGAGACUCUUGUCCCUGAAUUUGAGACGGUACACUUAAAGGAGAAUGUUUGAUGUGUCCUUCACACCCACUGUAUCCUGGUAAAGAGUACAGUACAAGAAUCAUUCAAUUUAAAAUAGUGUUGGAUGGUUUUCUGUUGACACACAAUGGCACUGCAUUGUCAUUACUGUGAGCCAAGAACCACAGAACAUUGUUUUGCCAUAGGCUGAGUGUCUUCAACCACUCAGAAGUACUAUAAGAUGUGUCUUACUGCACACCCUGGAGUGGGUUAUUGCAUUUAUCCCAGCCAUUUUAUAAGAUCACUUACCAUGACAUCUGAUAUAUUGUGCUUUGUAAUGAUAAAAAUCAAAAAUGAUGCUGAAAUGUGAUCUGUGUGUACUGAUAGGCUUAAAACAGUCACGUGGACUGAAGGGAAGGCUCGAUGAACUUUGAACCCGGAUGAGAUUGUAGUUAGGAGUGAAAGCAGAGACAGCUCAUUUUGUGAGGAGUAAGAGAUCGGGCAAGAUAGACGUGCAGGCUGCAAUGGAGUUUGUUUUUGAGACUGAUUUCGAUUACUCCAGGCAGGGAGGAUCUAUUACUAGUCACCAUUUUAUGUAUUUAUUUACAAUUUUGUAUGUAUUUCUUUUUAAAUUAAAUGAUAUAUGUUUUUACAUAUAUGUUAAUGUAUUUACAGUUUUGAUUUAUUUAUUGUGUUAUUUACUUUAACGUCAAGAGGUCAAAGUUAAUUCUGUUUAUGGUGAAUACAUCAAUAGUUAUUGAAUUAUGUUUCUAAUUUGACUUUGUAAUUUCUGCGCCUUUUAUAUUCCAGCAGGUUCUGAAUGAUGUAAAUAGUUACUGGAGA